Messenger RNA from Staurois parvus, 644 nucleotides. The record is from the annotation of a GenBank genome assembly. NCBI's taxonomy places the organism in Eukaryota, Metazoa, Chordata, Amphibia, Anura, Ranidae.
GGGAGUAUGUCGUCCACAGCUGUCUGUAAGGGACUGGCUGGACUAAUGGAAGUGAUGAUCGCUCCACAUCUGACAUAACUGCUUUGCUUUCUCUGCAGGAGACCAUCAGGACGGCCCUGGCCAUGGGAGCUGACCGAGGCAUCCAUGUAGAAGUCUCUAAGGAUUUAAAUUCACUCGGACCUUUCCAGGUCUCCAAGAUCCUGGCGGCUCUGGCCAAGAAAGAGAAUGUGAACCUGGUGCUUCUGGGAAAGCAGGCCAUCGAUGAUGACUGUAAUCAGACUGGACAAAUGACCGCUGCGCUGCUUGACUGGCCUCAGGCAACGUUUGCGUCAGAAGUAAAGGUAGACGGAGAUAAACUGACAGUGGUCCGAGAAAUUGAUGGCGGCCUGGAGACCAUCAGCUUAAAUCUGCCUGCGGUGGUGACCGCAGACCUGAGACUGAACGAGCCACGUUAUGCCACUUUACCGAACAUCAUGAAAGCAAAGAAGAAAAAGAUUGAAUCUGUGAAGCCGGAAGAUCUUGGGGUGAACACUGCAAGCCGAAUAAAGAUCAUGAGCGUGGAGGAUCCACCACAGAGAGAGUCUGGCAUGAAAGUGGAGACGGUAGAGGAUCUUGUGAGCAAACUAAGGGACAGCGGCUGCAUC